This is a messenger RNA of Rhipicephalus sanguineus (brown dog tick), 1095 nucleotides long. RefSeq lists its product as uncharacterized. Lineage: Eukaryota; Metazoa; Arthropoda; Arachnida; Ixodida; Ixodidae. Bases 295 to 735 code for a protein of 146 amino acids. The transcript is spliced from 10 exons. The record is from RefSeq and is a predicted model, not a curated record.
GCUCCAGUAUAUAUGAUAUCUGCACACAUCUGGAUACCUGGCGCGCAUAUUACGCCCGUCUAGUUUAUACACUGCAAUUCAUAUAAUGGCCAUUGGUUCCAUUGCGAUUUUUUUGGUGCUCUUGCUGGUACGUUAAGUGUGGCCUGGUAUACGAACUCUAAUUACGGAAGCAAUUAUGACUCCAUAAAUACCGCCGCGCAUCGCCCCUUCACCAUGGGAGUGCUUGGUGCACCUGGUUCUCCGACUAGCCGCAAGAUGUGCGCGGACGCGCAAGUAUGAAAGGAUAAAACGCUCAUGAUAUCCUUCCAUCCCUGUCCGCUCGUUUCAAAGGUUUCACCGAAACUAUAUUGUUAUGACAUGAUUUAUGUCUGGGGACAUGGUUGGGAAUACAGAUUUCACCGAGAAGGAACACCAUGCUGGUUGACGCCGAUUCGAAAUAGUGUUGGAUACUGUAGCCAAGGAAUAUGCAUUGCGAACAACAGUGCUGGAGCGCCAAGCUGCAGCGGCCAAGGAUACAUCACCACAUGCAAUUCCACAACUUGCGAUGGAAUGCCAUGUAUUAAUAUCUUUACCAAGCCAAGUAGUGCUAUUGCCGGGAUUUGCAAGAAUCGGAUGACUUAUCAAGAACAAAGACUAGCCCAUCAUCAUACAUACCUAAAAUGCAAAGAAAAAGAAAAUUAUGGUAUGCGAGCCCUAUUUAUGGGAAAAAUGAUAACUUCAGCAGUAUACCAUUGACUACUCAAUUUUUCAAUAUUUUUUUACCCAUCGAUCAUGCACGCUGCAUUAACCUUGUUGGUCCCACGUUUAUACACUCAUGAAGUUUUAUGCAGCUUUAGGAAUUACUCAUGAAUUUCCAUUACUGAGCCAUUCCAAGAAAUCACUUUAGCAUACACGGCCGUGGUAGAUGCCUCUCUAAUUGUUCUUGCAGUUAGUAUAAAACAAAUUAAAUAUUUACUGAAAAUAUGUUUCGAAAGUUGUGGAACAAUAAUGUUGUAAGGCGUUGCCGAAUAAAGGUUGAUGAAAAUGCUCGUAUUUACUAUGCAGUUGUAUUCGCAUGAAAUAGAUGUUUAUCAUUUUAGUAAUAGAUCGCGCAUU